Molecule: messenger RNA, 2571 nt
Organism: Psylliodes chrysocephalus
Lineage: Eukaryota; Metazoa; Arthropoda; Insecta; Coleoptera; Chrysomelidae
Source: the annotation of a GenBank genome assembly
AUGGAAAAUGUGGUAACGAAAAUUCAACGCAAGUCGAGCUCAAUAAACAAAGCGAACAAGAAAAAAGCCUCUAGAGCAAAAACUAAACGAAGACAAAAAGCAGCGAAAAGAAAAAUACGAAGAAAGCAUAACAAAAUUAAAUACUACGAAGCCUUAAAACGGGUCAGAUAUCGAAGAAGUACUGAAGAUUUAUGUUCGGCUGUAGAAGUCGUCGAAAUUAACGAUAUGGACUGGAAAACUACACAAUUUUCCUCGCAUUUACCGGUAGAGAUCGUAGACUGGCAUAAGCAGGAACAAAUAGCCUACUGGAAAUCCAGAGCUGUUAGUUUAGAACUGGAAAAUAGAAUGUUAAAACAGCAUUUGAGGAACGUAUAUGCCCAAACUAUAGUCGAUAGCUUAAAUCUAGAAGAAAGCGCCAACGAGGAACCCGUAGCAGAAUGUAGCAAUAAGAAAAAGGAUAAAAUUAUUAAAGAAGUAAUACCUAAUCUACCUAAACCUGAAUUUAAAAACAGAAUGGAAGAAAUGAGGAAAAUAUAUGGUGAUAGAGCUGAAAAACUAAUCUGUAUGGAAACUGGAAUACAGUUGAAUUAUGAGAGAACUUUGGAAGAACAUAAACCUGCUUUUUGGCCUACUUUACCUCUAAACUUGAAAUUUAAAGAUUUUAUUUAUAUUUGUAAAAAUAAAAUCAUGGAUUUCGGCGAAUUGCUUCACACGGCGAAAAAGAUCGACAAAUCAAAGGAUCAAAGGGUCAAAUACUAUAGUACGAAGUUCGAGCCACCAAAGAAGGAAAAAAAGACGAGCCAACUUUCUGAUAACAUUAAAAAGUUUUUAGCUAAGAAGGAGGCUGAAGAGAAGAAAAAGGCAUUGGAAGCAAGACAGAAACGCGAUGAAUUACUUGCGUUACGGUCGCAGGACAAAAAAGCCACCAAACGGGUAAACGUCAUGUUGAAAAGAACAAAAUCUGCAAACCAAUCAGUCAUUGAAGACGCCAUCGAUAAUGACAACACUGCCGUUACUUUGGCCGGUCCCAUGCAGCCUGAUGAAGACGAUUAUGGGUACGUGUCGCAAGAGGCGUCCCAAUUUUACAAUAAAAUGAUGGAGAAAUACAACAAGAUGCCGGAGGAGCCCAAAUUUGACAUGUCCAAGAAGAAGGUCAGCACGAAUUUGGGCAGCACUAAGGAUAGGGUGCGAGCGGCCUUGGAACGGGAGAAGGAGGAAGCCAUGUUGCCACAUAAGAGGAAAAGAAAACAUAAAGAAAAGGAAGAAGAUGAAGAAGGUGUAUCUUAUGGCGCGCCGGAAAGAACAAGUGAUGAAAAAAGUAAAGAUGACCGAUCUGAUAAGGAGAAAAUGCCGCCUCCAAAGCCGAAACCGAGGGUGGCGGCACCGCCUCCGAUGAAUUUUGCUGAUCUUCUAAAGAUCGCGGAAAAGAAACAAUUCGAACCAAUCAAAAUCGAAAAAAAGGAGAAGGAGGAUGAACGGCUGUUGACGAAGAAGCAGCGGAGGGAGAUGGAAAGAGAACGUGAAUCUCAAAUGAGAAGAGAAGAGCGCAGAAGGCACAUACUGUCUAACGGUAAAAUACCAAAAGUGGGUGCUAAAACGGAAGAAAAAGAUAAGGAUAAGGAAAAGGAAAAACCUGAAAAAUCGACGAUGAAGAUUCCUAAAAUUAGUGAUAGCUCUAAAUCGAUCAAUAGUAAUUCGAAAGUAGAUGGGGAAAAGUCAUCUAGUAAGUUAAGUAACGGGAAAGAUAAGGAUAGAGAAAAGACUAGUGGUGGUAAGAAUUCUACAAAAAUUUCCCCUAAAGUCAAAGUCGAAAUUCCCGAUGAUAAGGACUAUAUACCUGGAAAAUAUUUACCUGGUGAUAUGAGGUAUCGACCAGAACUAGAAAACAAAAAACCUUCCACAAGUGAGCUUAAUUCCAAAAAACGAAUUGAAAACAAUCAAAAACCACCUAUCAAACCAAUCACUGAUAAAAAACCACUGCCUACUGUUUCACAACAACAACCUCAACAAUACAGGAAGUCAUCUUCAAUGGACGCGAAAGAUCGUGAUUCUCCCCAUAACAACAAUAAAUCCCAACAUCAGAGUACAUCGUCGAUGAAGGUGCCUCAGAAGAAACCCUCCAUGGAACCUCAAGCCAAGAAAUUUCCUCCAGAGGACGUCAGAAGGAAACCUCCGGUUAAGUUGCCUCCUAAACAGUUCCCACCUCCUGAUAUCCAAAGAAGAGAUGAAAGGCUGGGAAUGGGCAGUUCCAGAAAAGGGAUGCCGGUCAAGAGAGGACGAAUAUUGGACGAUGACGAUUCAGAGUACGAUUCGGAAAUGGACGAUUUUAUUGAUGACGAUGACGUAGGGGAUGAUUAUUCCAAAUAUAUUUCCGAAAUAUUCGGUUAUGAUAAAUCGAGAUACAGAGAUUUAGAUGAGGAUGACGCCAACAUGGAAUCGACAUUUGCUCAGCAGAUGAAAGAAGAGGUUAUCAGUACUAAGAUAGGAAUAAUGGAAGAUCUGGAGGAGGAGAGGAAAGAGGAUGAAGCGCGGCGGAAGAAGUUGGUAAUGAAGAAGAAGAUGAAGUCUUGA